GUGAUGUACGUGGCCGGGGUGGCGGGGAACGUGUACACGCUGGUGGUGAUGUGCCACUCGGCGCGCUGCGCCGCCCCCAUGUACAGCUCCAUCGUCAGCCUGGCCCUGGCCGACCUGCUCUACCUCUCCACCAUCCCCUUCAUCGUCUGCACCUACCUGGCCCAGGACUGGUACUUCGGGGACCUGGGGUGCCGCAUCCUGCUCAGCCUGGACCUGCUCACCAUGCACGCCAGCAUCUUCACCCUGACCCUCAUGUGCACCGAGCGUUACCUGGCCGUCACCCGGCCUCUGGAUACCCUGAAACGGUCACGAGGCUACCGGAAGGUCACGGCGGGGGGUGUUUGGGCGGUUCGCCACAUGAUGCUGAUGGUCACUCUGACUGAGGGGGGCAAAGCAGAGGGCAAGGUGAAGAGGAUGUGUGCGCCCACCUGGAGCGUGGACGCCUACCGGACCUACCUGACGGUGCUCUUCAGCACCAGCAUCAUGGCCCCGGGAAUCAUCAUUGGCUUCCUCUACACGCGCCUGGCCAGGACCUACCUGGAGUCCCAGAGGAACCCCCCCCACAAGGAGAAGAGCAAGAGAUCCCCCCGGCAGAAGGUCCUCAUCAUGAUUUUCAGCAUCGUGCUGGUCUUCUGGGCCUGCUUCCUGCCGUUUUGGAUCUGGCAGCUGGUGCGACUCUACAGCAGCUCCCUGCAGCUCACCACCCAAACCCAAAAGUGCAUUAACUACCUGGUGACCUGCCUGACCUACAGCAACAGCUGCAUCAACCCCUUCCUCUACACCCUGCUCACCAAAAACUACCGGGAGUACCUGCGCAACAGGCACCGCAACUUCUACAGGUUCACAUCCUCCUUUCGCAAGAGGGGCUCCAACCUGCAGUGCUCCUGGGCACGGUCCAUGUCCUCCAGCAACCAGUACGACUACAGCUCAGAGGCCCUGGGCAUGGCCACGCUGAAGGACAAGUGAGGAAGAGGAGCGGCUCUGGAGACACCAGGACCGGCAGAGCAUCUGGCCAAGGGCUUCUCUCAUUCCAUUUGACCUCAUGUUCC
Messenger RNA from Cariama cristata (Red-legged seriema), 1049 nucleotides. Its product is annotated as urotensin-2 receptor-like. NCBI's taxonomy places the organism in Eukaryota, Metazoa, Chordata, Aves, Cariamiformes, Cariamidae. Gene Ontology annotation, biological process: neuropeptide signaling pathway; blood vessel diameter maintenance; regulation of blood pressure. The record is from RefSeq and is a predicted model, not a curated record. Gene Ontology annotation, molecular function: urotensin II receptor activity. Gene Ontology annotation, cellular component: membrane.